Molecule: messenger RNA, 819 nt
Organism: Salvia splendens (bonfire salvia)
Lineage: Eukaryota; Viridiplantae; Streptophyta; Magnoliopsida; Lamiales; Lamiaceae
Exons: 2
Coding region: 202-819 (205 amino acids)
Source: RefSeq, a predicted model, not a curated record
CCGUCUCUCUCACUUUCUUCCUCAGCCCUAUGCCUUUUCACCAUUGUUUCUCGGCAUCAUUUCUUCCUCCUUUUGUCAAUCUUUAAAAAUUGAAAUAUGGUUUCCUUUCUUCUCUGUUUAGACGGCACCUUAUUUUAUCACUGCAAAAAUGGAUGUUAAAUCUUGAAUUCCUUUGACUCUUUCAAUUGAGCUCAGAGAAACAUGCCUGUUUACCGAUCCUUCGUCACGUGUGACGACCCCAAAGGCGUCGCCGACUGCAAGACCGUCGCAAAAUCCAACAAAGCCCGACAAAAAAAACUCCAUAAAACAUCAACAUCAUCAAACUCAAAGGAGGAGGGCGGCUUGUGUUUUCAAGUGAUGGAGGUUUCUAGAGGCGCAGAGAGGCUCAGCAAAGCGGUGGAAAGGCCGCACACCGCCACCGACUUGCUGAGAGGCGCUCUGCAUUUGCAGCACUCCCUUGUUAUGUUUGGGAAAUUGCACAAGGAGAAGAGGCCUCUUGAUCUACUAGAUGAUAAUCAUAAGCCUCGAGUUUCUGCAUCCAGAGAUUGCUAUGAUGAGCUGAGGGAUGUAAUUAGGGAGAGCUUCGCCAGGCUGAAUUUAUUGCCCAAGGAGAAACUAGUUUGUGAUGCUGAUAGAAAGCACUCUGAGUUGUGUGUCGAUCUGCCGUCUUCUAGCUCGAGCCAGACCUCGUCUUCGCUGCUCCACUCGGGCUCCUCGGGGUCUCCCAGCAUCUGGCUCGAGAAGAAGUCAAACUUGAUUGCGAAGCUCAUGGGGUUGGAGGAAGCAAUGCCCUUAAAAGCAGGGGAUGGUGCGUUUUGA